This is a messenger RNA of Scomber japonicus (chub mackerel), 909 nucleotides long. RefSeq names its product C-reactive protein 1 (gene crp1). Bases 1 to 909 code for a protein of 302 amino acids. The record is from RefSeq and is a predicted model, not a curated record. Lineage: Eukaryota; Metazoa; Chordata; Actinopteri; Scombriformes; Scombridae. The transcript has 3 exons.
AUGACCCUCAACACAAAGCCUGGACAACACAAAGACUUUAGAGAACCGAUCACCCCUUGCCUGGAUAUGUACUUUACACAAGUGGGAAAAAACCACACUAGACUGGACUACCAAACAGGAGCCAUGUAUCUCAGUCUGCCUCUCCUCCCCACAUCUUACCUUUGCUGUGAAACUUCCCGCUCCAAGCAGCAGCAGGAGACACUGGAGGGUUAUAUAAAUACUGUCACCAACACCAUUGCUAGAAAGCAUUACAGUUAUUACAGUUGUCUUGUCACUAUUAACUAUGCUUUGAGUGGUUCGGGUUUAACUGACAAAGUCCUAGUCUUCCCAUAUGAGACAGACUUCAGUUUCGUGGCCCUGAUCCCACAGAAGGAGAUGGGGCUGAGGGCCUUCACCCUCUGCAUGCGUGUGGCCACUGAGCUGCCAGAAGAACGACAGAUCAUCUUGUUCGCCUACCGCACAGCUGACUAUGACGAACUCAACGUGUGGCGUGAGAAGGAUGGACGUGUCUCCUUUUAUAUGAGCGGUGACGGUACCUUCUUCCACCUGCCACCUCUUACCACCUUCCGCACCAGCCUCUGCCUGACCUGGGAGUCUCGCACUGGCCUCGCUGCUUUUUGGGUGGAAGGGAAGCGCAGCACCUACCAGGUCUACAAACCUGGGCACUCCAUCCGUCCAAAUGGCUCCAUCAUCUUGGGACAAGACCCAGACAAACACCUCGGGGGCUUAGAGGCUGUGCAGAGCUUUGUUGGGGAGGUGACGGAUCUGAAUAUGUGGGACUUUGUGCUCUCUAGGAGCAUGAUUCAGGCCUGGCACUACGGGCACAAGGUCCCUAAAGGUAACAUCUUCGACUGGGGCACUAUUGAGUAUGAGCUGAAUGGGAACGUGAUGGUGGUAGAUGAUGACUGA